Harpegnathos saltator (Jerdon's jumping ant) is the source of this 1309-nucleotide messenger RNA. RefSeq names its product fatty acid synthase-like. Gene Ontology annotation, biological process: fatty acid biosynthetic process. The coding region runs from base 344 to 1309 and encodes 321 amino acids. Lineage: Eukaryota; Metazoa; Arthropoda; Insecta; Hymenoptera; Formicidae. The record is from RefSeq and is a predicted model, not a curated record. Gene Ontology annotation, molecular function: fatty acid synthase activity. The transcript is spliced from 5 exons.
ACAAAAAGCGAAGAAUGCUAAAAGAAUUUACGCAACUGUAAUUCAUUGCAAAACGAAUUGCGACGGAUUCAAAGAAGAAGGCAUUACCUUCCCAUCGACAAAAUUGCAAAACUUCUUAUUACAACAGUUUUACGACGAAUGCAAUAUAUCGCCGUCUGUUGUUGCCUACGUCGAAGCUCAUGGUACCGGCACGAAAGUUGGCGACCCAAUAGAAAUUAAUUCAAUCGAAAAAGUUUUUUGCAAGGAUAGACAAGGCCCUUUACUAAUUAGUAGCAGCAAGUCAAACACUGGUCAUGCUGAGCCUGCCAGCGGCCUGCUUCAAAUUAUUAAGGUGCUGAUAACAAUGGAAACUGGCGUAAUUCCACCAAACAUAAAUAUCACAAAAGAACGAGAUGAUAUUGAAGCUUUUAAGCGAGGGACUAUACGAGUCGUGACUACUCCAACAAUAUGGGAACCUACUUUUGUGGCUAUAAAUUCUUUUGGUAUGGGAGGAGCCAAUGCUCAUAUUUUGUUAGCACCUAAUAUGAAGCAAAAAGUCAACGGUGGGGCACCAAAGGACGAUUUGCCAAGACUCGUCGUCCUGUCCGGUCGUACCGAACAAGCACUGGAGUCAUUCUUAUGUGAGAUUGGAAGUCAACUGGUAGAUGUUGAAUAUGUUCGGUUGUUGCACGAACUCCAUGCGGAAGAACUUCUAAAUCAUCCUUACAGAGGUUACACGAUUGUUGAAAACCAAAUAUCGAGCAGCAUAACGAGCGAAAUAGAUCAUUAUGAUGGAGUAAGAAAGCCGAUCUGUUUUGUGUUUUCUGGUAUCGGAUCCCAAUGGUUUGGCAUGGGAAAAGCAUUACUGCGUUUUCCAGCAUUUUGUGAAACCAUAGAAAAAUGUAAUAUACUUCUAAAGAUACAUGGAGUGCACAUCAUCGACAUUUUAACAAGUAAACAAAAAGUCACCCUUGACUGUAUAUCGAACACAGUCGUGAGCAUCACAGCAAUGCAGCUUGGAUUAAUAGAUCUCUUGAUGUCGGUAAACGUUGUGCCAGACUAUACCAUCGGUCAUUCAAUCGGUGAACUUUGUUGCGGAUAUGUAACUGGUGACUUCACGAUCGAACAAGUGAUUUUGUCCGCGUACUACAUAGGAUUGGCGUUGGAAGAAACAAAAAUAGCGAAGUACGCCAUGACGGAUAUUGGCGUUAGUUACAAAGAAGCGAAAGUCAUGUGUCCAGUAGAUAUCAAAGUAAUAUGCAGCUAUAGUCCAGACACAUGUUCCAUCGUCGGACUGAGGGAAUCAAUAGUGCAUUUACGAAGAAAUUAG